Penicillium brevicompactum is the source of this 1047-nucleotide messenger RNA. RefSeq names its product alpha/beta hydrolase. The coding region runs from base 1 to 1047 and encodes 348 amino acids. The transcript is spliced from 2 exons. The record is from RefSeq and is a predicted model, not a curated record. Gene Ontology annotation, molecular function: hydrolase activity. Lineage: Eukaryota; Fungi; Ascomycota; Eurotiomycetes; Eurotiales; Aspergillaceae.
AUGGAUCCCUACAAUACCCCAGAGGCUGUCUUGCAGCUCAGCGUCAUUAAUCCAGAAAUGGAACAGGCCCUAAAAGACAGCCCAGCUCCUGAUCUCUCAUCAGACCCAGCACAAGUUCUACGUGAACUGGGACUCAUGGGCGACCGUCUCGGAGCUGAGAGCAAGCCCGCAACACAUGGCACACACGAGUCGGUGAAGACCAUCACCUUGCGCGACGGCUACGAGAGCGAGCUUCGCAUCAUCAAGCCGCCCAACCAUGACUCCAAGUCACCGCUCGUGGUCCUGAUCUACGGCGGUGGAUUCUUCACUGGCUGCAACCUCCAGCUUCUUCCCUGGGCCAAGGCAGCCUCGGCCCUGUACAACGCCACCGUGGUCCUGCCGAGUUAUCGUCUGGCUCCAGAGCACAAAUUCCCAACAGCUCACCACGAUAUCUGGGAUACCCUCAAAUGGCUCGCGGCCAAUGCUUCUUUGCUGGGCGCUGAUCUCUCAGAAGGAUUCGUGAUCGGCGGUUCCUCUGCUGGUGCCAGUCUUGCUGCCGUGACUGCCCACCGCGCGUUGCGAGAGAACCUCUCGCCCCCUCUGACGGGUGUGCUUGCUAAUAUCCCCCCGCUUUUGGAUGAGCAAAUUGUGCCGGAUAAAUAUAAGCAUCUUUAUCUGUCGCGCGAGCAGAAUGCCAAUGGAGCAGUCUGUAAUGCGAAGGACUUGAGGGUCUGGAUGGGCUGGUGGGAGCCUGACUUCCACUCAGUUGACUACUCCCCCGUGAACUCGGAUGUUCCAUUGGCUGGUUUGCCGCCUCAUUAUAUACAGGUUGAUGGGAUGGAUAGCUUGCGCGACGAUGGUUUGAUCUAUGAGAAAUUGCUCCGCGAUGAAGGUGUUGCCACUCAUCUCAUUGCCUACCCCGGCAUGCCUCAUGGUCAUUGGGGCCUGUGGCCUAAACACACGUUGUCGGAAGUUGCCCAUGUCGAUACUAUCUAUGGCAUUGGGUGGUUGCUUGGGAAGGAGGUCGCAAAGGAGGAAAUCAAGAGCGUUUGGAAUACAGAGGCUUAG